AUGAACAUCAACAUGAAUUCGACAGAAAGUAAUGAAGACCUGUCCUCAUUCAAUGCAUCCACGACCCCAACAACUGAAGACAGAAUUCAAUACAACUUCAUCCGAUGCAUCCUGCUCGUCAUAACGACCAUCCUACUUCUGACCCUCAACCCGCUGUGUCUUGUGGUCCUGAGGCAUGUCCGUAGCAUCCAGGAAACAACUAAGAUAUUCCUCAGAUCCAUGACGAUUGCCGAUCUCAGCAUGGGACUCUUCCAAGCUCUACCGAUGACUGUACUUGCAAUUUCCGAGACUGAGCAUAUUGGCGAGGUGUUUUGCCAAGUGCUGUCAUUUGCCGGUGAAAUCGUACUCUACAGUCCCCAGAUGUCACUCCUGCUGCUGACUGUGGACCGCUACAUUUCGGUGGUGUACGCGUUGCGCUACCCAUCUCUUGUAACUGUGAAGCGGGCUCGAAUUUCAGUCUGUUUUGGCUUAACACAGUCAUCUAUUAUCUCAGAAACCAAGAUUGCCGUCGAGCGACCCAUGAUUUUCUGA
Molecule: messenger RNA, 531 nt
Organism: Patiria miniata (bat star)
Lineage: Eukaryota; Metazoa; Echinodermata; Asteroidea; Valvatida; Asterinidae
Product: beta-1 adrenergic receptor-like
Exons: 2
Coding region: 1-531 (176 amino acids)
Biological process (GO): G protein-coupled receptor signaling pathway
Cellular component (GO): membrane
Molecular function (GO): G protein-coupled receptor activity
Source: RefSeq, a predicted model, not a curated record